This is a messenger RNA of Aplysia californica (California sea hare), 2873 nucleotides long. Its product is annotated as neuronal acetylcholine receptor subunit alpha-7. Gene Ontology annotation, molecular function: extracellular ligand-gated monoatomic ion channel activity; neurotransmitter receptor activity; transmembrane signaling receptor activity. The transcript has 2 exons. Gene Ontology annotation, cellular component: synapse; neuron projection; membrane. The coding region runs from base 294 to 1655 and encodes 453 amino acids. Lineage: Eukaryota; Metazoa; Mollusca; Gastropoda; Aplysiida; Aplysiidae. The record is from RefSeq and is a predicted model, not a curated record. Gene Ontology annotation, biological process: signal transduction; regulation of membrane potential; monoatomic ion transmembrane transport.
UUGGAGGUGACAACGAAUUAUGAAUUUCUGGGACAGAGAGACCCCGUUUGUGGCCUCGAAACGAUUGAGUGGUUGCAGUUGACGCCAUAACCAACAGAAAACCCCUUUUUGAGCUGGGUGUCGGCACAGUCAUCGGCAGAGUUCGGGAGGUACCGGGUAGCUUGUCAACUCAGAGUCGUGAAGAGGUAACAGUGCUGUUCGUGUGACUUUCUGACCAGGAGUUCAGCCAGUAAAAAAGUAAAGCAAUCAAGAGUCAUACGAGGGAAUCUAUCGCAGCUGUUCACGUCGCGAGAAUGUGUGUGGCCUUGAGACUGGUUUUUUACAUCAGCCUAAUUUCCCCAUCGUCUUUGAUUUUAGCCUCGACCUACAAUGAUUCUGCUCGUCUCUAUGCGGACAUUCUCCUACCGUUUGACAAAAGAAUACAGCCAGUGAGAAACCAGUCAGAGCCCAUCACAGUUUACUUCCAAAUAUUCCUUCUCAACAUAUUGAACAUCGACGAAGUCACGCAGCGAGUCGACUUAAACGCGUGGAUCAACUUUUCAUGGGUGGAUGAGCUUCGAACUUGGAACCCCAGUGACUAUAAUGGGAUCUCGACCAUCCACCCACUGCCCCUGGACACUUGGAGGCCUCGGACUCUCGUGACCAACUCAGUGGCCAAACGAGACUUGUUUGAGGAUGACUACUCUCCGCUUUACAUUUCGUCUGAUGGUAGGUCAAAGUGGUUUCCCGGAACAAUCUUUUCCAUUUCCUGUAACCUUGACAUUCGGUAUUAUCCCUUUGACAGUCAGACGUGCUCUAUGUUUAUAAUGACCCAAGACUUCGAUACAGAUGUCAAACUUUAUCCAGACCCUUCGACCGUGAUGAUCGGCAACUUUAAGCGGAACGGAGAGUGGGACCUAGUGAGCACCCGGGUCACAGCAUCAUUGCCAAUGUUCACCGAUGUGGCCUUCUCCAGCCUGAAGAUAAACAUAGUUCUAAAGCGUAAGCCUUUGUUUUUCGUGGUCAAUAUUUUGGUCCCGACGAUGUUCAUAUCAGCUAUCUCCUCUAUCGUGUUUAUUCUCCCGGAAGACAGCGGCGAGCGGGCGUCUUUUGCAAUCACAGUGUUGUUGUCGUUGUCUGUGUUUUUGAGCACGGUGUCCAGCCAGCUCCCACAAAACUCGGAAAAUUUCCCCAUUAUCAUCAGUUACCUAUUUUCUUUGCUAGUUCUCAACGGCACCACAGUCUUCGCCGCUGUCAUACAACUGCAGUGUCGCCAAAAGAAAAAGGAGUCAACUCCAGACUCUGCCAGAAAUGACUCACACCAUGAUGGCCCUGUGCUGUUUGCUAGACUCAAGGGACACUUUCAGGACGGCAGUGUAUCACCGGCAUGGGGGAGUGGAGAGCAACAAUUGGCGGUCAAUCCUGGUGAGGUCAAUGUUGGCCAAUCUUUUAAAAAACAGGACACUGAACAUAGGAAGACUUCUCUCAUUUCAGAUGCCGAUGUGGCCUUGACAAGGGAGACAAUAACUGGUCACUUCAAACAGGCGAAUCAUUCUCAUGGAAACUCAGUUGUGAUGGCGUAUCUUAAGGAUUCCAAUGUACUGCUCUUUGUCUUUAUCAAUACUACGUGGUUGAUCUUAACAAUUUAUUUUUUAGUUGAGUUGAUAUACCACUGAAACUCAAACUUUUAACGAAGUCAACCACAGGAACCCCGAUAGCUGUAAAUGAUUGUACAUAUUUUACGCCCCAUUAACACAACUUUGAUCGUUUAGAGGUGCGCUUCUUUGAUUCUGUCUAUCAGAACCAACUCGAGCUGAAUGGGAUAACGUAUCCAAACAGAUAGUGAUAAAAUACAGUCGAAAUUUUUCGACACGACCACCCAUUGUCGGUCGAGGAGAGAGGUCGUCUUAGACAGGUGGUUCUUUUGGAUAGUGUCGCUAUAAUAUAUAAAACCAAAGAAAGAAGUGGGAAAUGGUCAUUUGUAUAGUUGAUAGUUUCGACAGGUGGUCGCGGGAGCAGGUUCAACUGAAUUUUCCCCUCCCAGGAAUCGCAUUCAUGUCUUUUGCUGGCACUGACCAAGAGUCUUUUCCGGAAGCCAUUCUCUUAUUCUUCAACGCUGCUCACUAACAAAAAAAACCAACAACCUCUAACAGGUGAAAGUGGUUGACCAACAGUAUGUCAUCCCGUAGUCGGUUAAAUUGUUACGUUAUGCUUUCCUGUCUAGUUCCAUACCAUUAAGUUGUGAGACGCCACCAUUCUGGUUUUAUGGGACAAUAGGGACAUGUUCUGAAGUAUUUUUUGUUGUAAGCCUUUGGGAAGUACACUGGUACCCAAUUAAAUCGAUAGUGCUCCAAAGUGACUACAAAGUUAUGUUCAUAGCAUUCAUGUGGCCCUCUAUUCUUAUCUAUCAGCUAUUUUCCGUGUCCAGAUUGCACCCGUCUGCUCUCUGAUGUCAUCCGUCCUCCUUCUUUCUGUUCUUCCUCUUGACCUUUUGACUGUUUUUGGUCUCCAUUUACCGCGUUUUUGUCCAUCUGUUGUCUUUCACUCUGUCGAUGUGACCAGCUCAUUUUCAUUCUGUGUCGGAGAACUCAUUAAAAUUUGGUAUUUGCCACUCCUGUCCGAGACAAAGAUACCCUGAACACCCCUCCUCCCCCGAAAAAAAAAUCACAACUAAAAAUAUUUAUAUUUUAAUCCUCAGUUUUUCAUUGAAAAAAAAGAAGAUAUCCUAUAAAUCUACUAAGGAGUGUCAUGCUAGUUAUAGUUAUUCAGACUGAUACUGGAACUAGUAACAGCUAAUCACAGAUGUUACUGUAACCACAAUGUUAUCUGAUUAGACCUGCAUGGUCACAGAAUGGAUGAGAUACCACGCAAUAAAACUCGUUUGUGAAACCAAA